UUGAUGCCAGUGGGUAUAGAGCUCAUCCUUCAGCUGCAGCUCAUUAUGGGGGACAGUAUAGCUCUAUCUAUGGUUCAGCUGCUUUGAGCAGUGCACCUCAGGUUCCUCCAAUGAGUACUAAAGGUUCUGGACCAUCGGUUUUGGAAAGUCGUGGUGGUUAUGUCCCAGCUAAACCAGAAUCACCAAAGUUCUCAUCUAGUGACUAUAUCUCAUCUUCAAGUCACGGGUACGGUCAUAAAGUUGAUCAAUUGUAUGGUGAAAAGGCUCCUGAUUAUCCAGCGAUAGACAGAAGGCAAUUUGGUAAACGUCAGAGUGCGUAUAUGGGGAGGGACUUGCAAGGUGAACCAACUGGUCGAUAUGCCGAUUCUGUUGGUUUUGGUCCUCAACAUCAGUCCGAGAUUUAUGAUCGAAUUGAUAAGGCUGUGCUGCUUCGUCAAGAACAACUGCUGAAAUCGCAAUCACUGCAGUCUGCUUCUCUUGACGGGAGUGCAAGACAAGCUGAUUAUCUUGCAGCAAGGGGUGCCGCUAGUCGUCAUCCCACUCAAGAUCUUACUUCUUUUGGAGGAAGAAUGGAUGCGGAUCCUCGCAGUUUAUCUAUGCUUAGUGGUUCUUCAUAUGGGGGACAACCUGCUCCAUCAAUAUUAGGGGCAGCUCCACGGAGAAAUGACGAUCUCAUGUUUUCGCAAAGUUCCUCAAAUCCUGGUUAUGGAGUCAGCCUACCUCCUGGUAGGGACUAUGCCACAGGAAAAGGGAUUCGUGGCUCAUCUCUUGAGUCAGAUUAUCCAGGAAGCUUGUCUCAUGGUGGUCAUCCACGGAUUGAUGAACGGAAGGAUGACAGGGCUAGUUAUCUUCAAGAAUUUGAGCUAAGGGAGGAGGCGCGCCGUCGGGAGCGUUUGCGUGAGAGAGAGAGAGACAGAGAAAGGGAGAAGGAAUGGGAACGAGAACGAGAACGUGAACGAGAACGAGAACGAGAAAGAGAGCGUGAACGAGAACGCAUUUUGGAGCGGAGGGUGAAGGAGAGAGAUCGAGAGCGGAAACGUGCACUUGAAACCAGGCGGGAACGAACUCCACCAAGAGUUUCUAGGGAUCGUCGUGGUUCCUCUUUAGCAAAGGAGGGGAGAUCUUUGCGACAGGAUUCGCCACAUCACGAAGCUUUGCAUAGGCGUCAUUCACCUGUUAAAGAUAAAAGGAGAGAAUAUGUCUGCAAGGUUUACUCAACCAGGCUGAUGGAUGUAGAAAGGGAUUAUCUUUCUAUAGAUAAACGAUAUCCCAGACUCUUUAUACCCUCAGAGUUCUGUAAGGCCGUUGUGAACUGGCCUAGGGAGAACCUUCAACUGUCUAUUCAUACUCCUGUCAGUUUUGAGCAUGAUUUUGUUGAAGAAGAGAAUGCCACUGAGCUGAAAGAGCGAGCUACUGAAAUGUUGGUUGAAGAACCUGAAAAAUCAGGACGUGGAAAUAUAGUGUGGAACGCGAAGAUUAUCUUGAUGAGCGGACUUAGCAAAAAUGCUUUGGAAGAGCUGUCAUCUGAAAGAGGUUCCGAUGAUCGCUUAUCACAUAUCUGCAAUAUCCUUAGGUUUGCUGUUCUCAAAAAGGACCGUUCAUGCAUGGCAAUUGGUGGCCGGUGGAAUCCUGCUGAUGGUGGUGAUCCAUCAGUUGAUGAUAGCCCUUUAGUUCAAACUGCCCUAAGAUAUGGAAAGGAUGUUGCUAAACUUGAUCUGCAGAACUGCAAGCACUGGAAUCGUUUUCUUGAGAUACACUAUGAUAGAAUUGGGAAAGAUGGAGUCUUCAGCCAUAAAGAGGUGACUGUAAUAUUUGUCCCAGAUUUGUCUGAAUGUCUCCCUUCAUUGGAUUCAUGGCGAGACCAAUGGCUUGCUCACAAGAAAGCUGUUGCAGAAAGAGAGCGUCAACUUUCUUUGAAAAAGGAGAGAUCAAGGGAGAAGGAAGUUCUGAAAGAUAAGGAAAUGGAAUCAUCAAAACACAAAAGAGUUGACAAAGAAGAUAAAAAGAAAGAGUCUGCAUCCACUGGAGGGGCGAAAGAAGUUAAGAAACUGGAGCAAGAUGGUACUAAUAUGAAAGGGAAUGCAUCUGAAGGAAAAGGUGACGUGAAUGAUAAGAAGCUUGAGAAAAAAGAUGUGAGUGGAGGAGACAAAGGCAGGAUUGAGGACAAAAAGGAACAGGUAGAAACUGCUGAAGUUCAGACAACUGGAACUGUAAAGACCGGGAAGAAGAAGAUUAUAAAGAAGGUUGUCAGACAGAAGGUUGUGGGUAAGGUAGCCAGUGAUACUACAACUAAGCAACCUGACAAUCUGGGUGAUGGAGGGACAAAAGGAAAUUCAGAGACUCCAGGUCAAGAGGAGGAAUCUUCUGCUGAUCCUGCUGUAGUGAAAACUUUUGUGAGGAAAAAAGUUAUUAAAAAGGUUCCAGUGGAGAAGGCUGCUCAGAAUGAAGAUAAUGUUGGCACGAAGGAGAAAGUUGAGAAUGAAACUGGAUGCUCUGAGGAUAAAUCUGAUCCAAGCGGUAGUACAAAUACCAGUGUGAAGACAAUUGUAAAAAAGAAAAUCAUUAAGAGGGUGCCUAAACGGAAGGCGACUGGUGUUGAACUGAACGAAGGGGUUGCUAAGAGUAAGAAAGAUGGUGAUGGGGAUGAAAAAAAUGUUGGAGAUGAAACAGAAAGUGUGAGGAAGCAAACAGCAGAUGCAGAAAAGCCAGCAAGUGAUGUUGUGGAAACAGAAAAAAAAGUUAUUUCUAAACCAAAGGCUUCAAAAACACAAGUCAGUGACAAACAAACUGAUAUGGCGAAUUCAAGUAAAGCAGAUGCAAAGGAUGUUAAGGAGGAUGAGAAAGAUGAAAAGGGAGCUGGUGAGAAGAGUGGCUCUGUGACUAAAGUGGAGAUUGAGCCAGACACGCAAAAAAUUGCUCGUAAGGAUAACCAUAAUGGCAUGAAGAAAAAAUUGAAAGAUGAUGAGAAAGAGAAAAAAGACAGAGAUGGAAAAGAUGAGUCUAGAAGCAAAUCAAAUAAAGAACUGAAAGAAACAAGAAAGUCUGAAGAACCUCCUCGACACCCUGGAUUAAUUCUACAAACAAAGUGGAGCAAGGAUUCUAAACUGCGAUCAUCAUCACUUUCACUUGAUUUACUAUUAGAUUAUACUGACAAGGACAUUGAAGAAUCAACGUUUGAGCUUUCACUGUUUGCUGAAACGCUUUAUGAAAAGCUUCAGUAUCAGAUGGGAUGCCGUCUUUUGACAUUUCUCCAGAAGCUGCGAAUAAAAUUUGUGAUGAAAAGGAACCAACGUAAGAGGCAACGAGAAGUAGAAAAAGUUGAGAAAGGAAAUGAUGAAAAAUCACCAACGAAGCGUCCGAAGAUAAAUGAGCUCCCUGUGACGAACCAGCCUGCUAAGUCAUCUGAAGCAUUGAGUUCAUCUCUGCUAGAUGGCGAGAAAAAAGAUGAAGAAAAAACUGUUAUUGAGGAGAAUAGUUCUGUUGAUCAUGUUGAUGAGGUUAAGAUGGAGCAUAUAGCAGAUGAUGAAGAAGACCCAGAGGAGGAUCCAGAAGAAUAUGAAGAAAUGGAGGAUGCUAGUCCUCAUCCCUCCAAUGAGAAUAAUGAAGAGGGGAAAAGCAAUGUGAUUCCUGUGCCUGGAAAUGAGAAGGACGAACCCAAUGUUAAGGAACAAGCUAACACGAAGGCCGCAGAAACAAAGGCCAAGGCCGAAGCAGAUACAGGUGAAAGAAAAGAGGGGAAGGUGGAUACAGGAAAGAAAGAAACUCCCAGGGCAAAGGAGGUUGUUGACAAGGAACUAUUGCAGGCUUUUAGGUUCUUCGACAGGAAUCAAGUUGGCUACCUUAGGGUUGAAGAUAUGAGAUUGAUAAUCCACAAUUUGGGAAAAUUCCUUUCCCACAGGGAUGUCAAGGAACUUGUGCAGAGUGCAUUAUUAGAGAGCAACACCGGAAGGGAUGACCACAUUCUUUACAAGAAACUGGUGCGAAUGACUGACAUUUGAGAUCUGAAGCAUAUUUGUUUCCGAAUUAUUUUGUAUUUUGGAGUCAGGUUGAAUUUUUGCAUUUUCCUUUGAUGACCGUUAAAAGGAAAGGGAAAAUGAACUUAGAGAUAGGGUUUUGGAUGUUUACAAUUAAAUGAUUGCCUUUGUGUUUGCAUUUACCGCCUCUUUAUUGAUUGAAAUAAGAGCACUAUUACCAUUCUUAA
Messenger RNA from Prunus mume (Japanese apricot), 4201 nucleotides. Its product is annotated as ATP/GTP-binding protein family. NCBI's taxonomy places the organism in Eukaryota, Viridiplantae, Streptophyta, Magnoliopsida, Rosales, Rosaceae. Gene Ontology annotation, cellular component: nucleus. Gene Ontology annotation, molecular function: calcium ion binding. The record is from RefSeq and is a predicted model, not a curated record. Gene Ontology annotation, biological process: regulation of DNA-templated transcription.